UGACAUUGACAUUGACGGUUAGUAGGAGGCAGGAUUGGAUAUAUCUCAAAUAUAUUUAUCAGGAAUAUGAAUUUGUGAACAAAAAUGAGUGAAUUAUUUAAAUCUGCCUUCGAGUAUUUUAGCGGUCCUACGAAUGGGCAGAUUGAAAACAGUUUUGUAGGACAAACUAUAGAAAUUUCUAAUGUUCAACUAAAAAUAAAAAAAGUUAUUGCAGAAGGUGGAUUUGCUGUGGUUUUUGUAGCACAAGAUGUAACAACAGGAAAAGACUAUGCUUUGAAGAGACUGUUAGCAGCUGAUGAAGAAAGCAAAAAUAAUAUUAUAAGAGAAAUAAAUAUAUUAAAGAAGGUAUCUGGUCAUCCAAAUAUAAUUCAGUAUUUAACAGCUUCUUUUAUUGAUAAGUCCCAAACGCAACAUGGCCAAUCAGAAUUUUUAUUGGUGACAGAACUUUGCCCUGGAGGAUCUUUGGUCGAAGUUUUGCAAGCACGUACUUCUGCUUUUGAUGUAGAUCUAAUAACAAGAAUUUUUUACCAGACAUGCAGAGCUGUAGCCCAUAUGCACUCACAAAAUCCUCCCAUUAUUCAUAGAGAUUUGAAAAUUGAAAAUCUUUUAAUUAGUGCAGAAAGUAGUUUAAAAUUAUGUGACUUUGGAUCUGCUACAACUGAAGUGUACAGGCCUGACAUAUCAUGGACUGCCAAUCAACAUGCUGGACUUGAAGAAAAUAUGGCCAAAUUCACAACACCAAUGUAUAGGGCUCCAGAAAUGGUUGAUACUUGGAACAAUUACUUUGUUGGUACUCCUGUUGAUACAUGGGCACUGGGAUGUAUCUUGUAUACCUUAUGUUUUAUGAGACAUCCAUUUGAAGACAGUGCAAAGUUAAGGAUAAUGAAUGCAAAUUACAAUAUUCCCCCAGAUCCUAAGUUCUCUUGCUUUCAUGAAAUUAUUAGAGGAUGUCUGCAAGCCAACCCACAAGAAAGAAUUACAGUAUCAGAUAUUCUUGAAAGACUUGCUGCCAUAGCUGAAUCUAAUGGGUACGACCUUAAGGCACCUCUUAUCUUAUCGACUCCACAGCACAAAAGCUCAGAACCUCAAUCACAGUCAACCUUUUACGAUGGACCUUCUAACAACGCUACGAAGGUGCCACCCUCUAGACCUGCCCCUCCAACUGUUGAUGCCCCAAGACCACCUCCACAACAGGCUCCUCCCAGACCAACUCCACCUCCACAAAGACACUCUCCACCUCAACAACAACAGCAGCAACAACAACAAAGACCCAUGGAAGCUAAGCAAUCCGGAUUGUUCUCGUCUAUUAAAGGAGGGGCUGGAAGCUUUUUGAAAAAUCUCAAAGACACUAGUAGUAAAGUGAUGGCGACAGUGCAACAAAGCAUGGCGCGGACUGACUUGGACAUCCACUACAUAAGUUCUAGAAUAAUAGUGAUGCCCUAUCCAUCGGAAGGAUUCGAAUCUACGUACAAAACCAACCACAUCGAGGACGUUCGACUGUUCUUAGACUCUAGACACCCGAACUUCAAAUAUUCCGUGUAUAAUUUAAGCCGCAAACCUUACCACUCAAAAUUCGGACAAGCCAGAAUCGUAGACUGUUCCUUCGCUUAUCCGGAAACGUUUAGGGCUCCGCUUUUGAAUUCCAUGUAUCAAUUGUGCGAGGAUAUUUAUCAGUACUUGGCGGGAGAUAGUAGAAACGUAGUUGUGAUACACUGUACGGACGGAAAGGCAACUUCAGCGACACUAGUGUGCGCGUUAUUGAUAUACUCAGGAUUGUUUCAAGUGCCAGAAGACGCUCUUCAAAUGUUCGCCGUAAAACGAUGCCCUCCUAACAUGAGACCAUCUGAACUUAGGUAUCUUUAUUACCUGGCUGAUAUUGUGCGAGACCCGCCUCUCUUUCCGCAUUAUAACCCCGUAACUUUAGUUUCGAUACAAAUGCAACCUGUUCCACUUUUUACAAAAAUAAGGGAUGGUUGCAGGCCUUAUGUAGAAGUUUAUAGUGAGAAUAGAUGUAUUUUAUCUACUUUACAAGAUUAUGAAAGAAUGAGGCUUUUUAAUAUAGCAGAAGGAAAGUGUUUCCUUCCCAUUAACGCCACUGUAUGUGGAGAUGUAUCCGUAAUAGUAUACCAUGCAAGAAAUAUACUGGGUGGUGUAAUGACCCAGGGCAAAGCAACUGGUAUCAAAAUCUUUCAAAUUCAACUACAUACUGGUUAUAUACCAGAAGAAGACACCUGUAUAAAAUAUAUGAAAUCGGAUUUAGAUGAUUUAGCGGAGGGCCAGGAUCAUUUCCAGGACAGAUUCACGGUGUCACUUAACGUAUUUGUCACGGAUACGGAACGAAAACCUUCACAACCAGCUCCAUGGCAGACUGAUCAAACCAAACGAAUGGUCGAUACGAUGUUCACUUCGCAAAUCGAAAAAGACGAAACUGUAGAUAAUUUUGUUAGCACACCAGCCCCCGCGAACAAACCGGAAAUGCCACCGAAAAGGCCUCCAGAGAGACCUGUUCGACCACCUCCUCCACCUACCAGUAUUCUCCAAGAUACUGAAGAUUCCUCUUCAGACGUGGAACAAGCUCCUCCUCCACCUCCAAAGCCGAGUCAACCAGAACCAUUAAUAGAAGCCGUCGAUCUACUGAAUCUCAAUUCUUCCUCAAACGCAGAACCUCCAGCAGCUAAACUCUCGCCCUCGCCAAGUUCCAACUUCGACCUAUUGAGCCAGCUGGGCGGUGACUCCGGAAACGAAGAUUUCGCUAGUUUUAAUUCGGCUCCAAUCAAUAAACCCAACACGAACGGCAACGGUAGCAAUAUGUUCGAUCCGUUCGCGUCGCUAGGUGGCGCUGGCGAUGGCAAUAAUCUUUUAGGUGGAUGGAGCAACUUUACAGCUCCGACACCUACUCCAGCUCAAAACGCGACGCCUCAGAAUCACGCCAAGGAACAAAAGUCAACUGAUCCGUUUGCAGAUUUCGGUAAUUUGGGUGGAGGCCUAAACUUCGGAUCCACGAUCCCACCAUCGACAACUCCAACCAGCGGGUCUCAAACCCCUAACAAAGUGCCACCAACGACGCCCCAGCACAUGCCGAGCUCGAAUACGGCCACCCCCAAACACCAGGCUCGGUCACCGUUAGGUGGAGCAGAUUACAACCGUGCACACUUCGACACUUUGAACAAGAACCAACAGCAGCAGCAGCAGCCACAAAACGAGCCUAAAGAAAAGGUGAAAAGCGACGACGUGUUCGGAGAUCUGUUGGGUUCUCAGGGGUACAGUUUUACGGGAAAGAAGGAUAAUGCUCCGAGAACUAUGAAUGCCAUGAUGAAAAAAGAGAUGGCUGCUUAUAUGGAUCCCGAGAAGAUGAAAGUAAUGGAAUGGCAAGAAGGAAAGAAAAAUAAUAUAAGAGCCCUUCUAUGUUCGAUGCACACAAUUCUUUGGGAAGGAGCGAAAUGGAACAAAUGUGAAAUGCAUACACUGGUUUCCCCUGCUGAUGUAAAGAAGGCUUAUAGAAAGGCGUGUUUAGCAGUUCAUCCGGAUAAGCAAACUGGUACAGAUAAUGAAAACCUGGCGAAGCUCAUAUUCAUGGAACUGAACAACGCUUGGAGCGAUUUCGAAAACGACGCUACCCAGCAAAACAUGUUUUCUUAACUAAUAUAAUUCCUAGAUAGCUAUCUAAUAUUUUACUAUUUUAAAACAUUCCAGUAACUUAUAAUUUAUUAUUUAAAGAAGCUAUUUAUUUUAGACCUAGCCGCGUUUCCGUAUCUACUACUCAUAAAUACGUAUUUUUAACCGUAGCUCUAAAGUGAGGACCGUACUCAGUAAUGUUUCGAUGACAAAUGGCAUUUUUAUAAGCAAGUAAUUAAUGUAUAUUCGCACAACAAAUUUUUAACUAUAAAACAGAAACUUGAAAGUCAAAUGAGACAGAUACUGAGGAUCGAGCUAAGAUUUUGUCCCAAACUGGGUGAAUCCUGAGAAAACUAAUAAGUAUUUUUGAAAAAUUUAAACGCAGAAUGAAAGAUUACGUUAUUAGCGAGGGCCGAAAGUCCCUGAAAACUUCUAUAAUGUUUAUUUUAAUAAGUUACAGUAGUCUAGAGAAAUAAGAUUUUUCUCGUGACACAUCCCCCUCCAGGCCGAAACCAAAUUUUUUGAGUCGUAUGGGCAUCUAUAUUAAUAACCUAUAUGUUUCCUGCAGCCGAUUUUAAUUAUAUACAUAGUUAUAAACAAAUGAAGAUCAAAAAACGGUAAAUUUUCGUUUUUUUCGUCUAUAACCAAAAAGUUAAGCAUUUUAAACAAGUUUGAGAGUAAGAAUCUUAUAAAUCGUAUAAAAAAUUUUAAUAUGGCGUUCGCUAAAUAUGUCUAUCCUUAUUGGUUGCUUAGAAAAUUGCAAAAUAAAUCAUAAAUUUUGAGUUUUUAUAAAUAUUCAUAACUUAUGUUAAAAUUAACUUAGAACCUUCUUAUUACACGAAUUGCUGAGACUUCUGGUGCUUAAAUUAUAUUUUAAAUUUCAAAGCAAUUGGUCAAAUAGUUUAAAAGUUAUUUAAUUUGUUUAUCCCAAAUUCAUUUUUUUUGCAACACUAUAGUCAGAAAAUUAUGAGGUUACAGUAAGACUUCUGACAGUUUAUGGAAGAAGAACAUUUAUACUAUUGAGUUAAUUAAAAAAAAAUGACAAAAAGUAAUUUUAAACAGUGUAAAAUUAUUUUGCAAAAACACGUCGAUUUUUUGCUAACUUUUUAACCGUUGCCCGUAGAAAAAUUAUUUUUUCAUAUUUGGAAAGACUGAAUUUUUAUACACAUUCAGAAAGAAAAACAAUUGUCCUAGGACAAUUAGGGACGAAGUUAGCCCCCCUUUUUUUUAAUUCACAUGUUUUUGCAAAAUAAUUUUGCAGUAUUUAGAAUUAUUUUUUGUCAUGUUUUUUAAUUAAGUUAAUAGUAUAAAUCUUCUUCUUUCAUAAACUAUCCAAAGUAUUAGUGUAACUUCAUCAUUUUCUGACUUACAGCCUUGCAAAAAAAAUUAAUUUGGGAUAAACAAAUUAAAUACCUUUUAAACUAUUUGACCAAUUGCUUUGAAAUUUAGGGUAUGAUUUAAGCACCAGAAGUCUCAGCAUUCCGUGUAAUAGGAACGUUCUAAGUUAUUUUUACAUAAGUUAUGAAUAUUCAUAAAAACUCAAAAUUUAUGAUUUAUUUUCCAAUUUUCUAAGCAACCAAUAAGGAUAGACAUAUUCAGCGAACGCCAUAUCGAAGUUUUUUAUAUGAUUUAUGAGUUUAUCACUCUCAAAUUUGUUUAAAAUACUUAACUUUUUGGUUAUAGGCGAAAAAAGCGAAAAUGUACCUUUUUUGACCUUUAUUUGUUUAUAACUAUGUAUAUCAUCAAAAUCGGCUGCAGGAAACAUCUAGGUUAUUAAUAUAGAUGUCAAUACUACUCAAAAAAUUUGGUUUCGGCCUGGAGGGGGUUGUGUCACCAACAAGAUAUUUUUUUUUCUUAUUUCUCUGAACUACAGGGGUGAAAAACUAAGAGAAAAUUUAGUGUGAUUUUUAAUUUCAAAUAUCUCAUUCAAAAUAAACUUUUUAAAUUUUUCAAAAAUAUUUGUUAGUUUUCUCAGGAUUCGAAAAAAAUGAAUACAUUUAAAACACAUCAAAAAUUUUGACAGGCGUCAAAAGUUUGCAUUUUGCUCCUUUCCCCUUAAGAACAUUUAACAAAACCCAAAAAACGGGCAAGAGAGGCCCACAUCCUCGAGCGCCGAGUCACCGAACUGGACGUAGCCCAGAGCGAGGACUCGGCGCCCGAGCAAGCAAUUCAGAUCGAAGAUAAGUCAUUAGAGAUAGCGGGAAUAGAGCGCCUCACGCUGGCCUGCCUUGAUCGAGGUAGGAUUUCAUGUGGGAGUCCGUGUACCCAGGACCCUCACAUGAUAAGCACUUUGCUGAUUGAGAGCCCCUAUAGCGCAUCAGAGUGCUAUCGGGGGGGCAGUGGAUAGUCUGGAGCAUUGGAGCGGGGUGGGUGAUUCCUGCAUACAUGAGUUAAUCCUCCUCGCCCCAAUGAAUUGUAUCACCCGAACGUCAUUCUCUAGGGGUGAGCAAGUCUCCCAGCCUCGGUUAAAUCACUAUUGCUUGCUUGCCUUACAUAAUCCGUUUUAUUCAAAACAACUUAUUUCUUUAAUUUCUAUUUUCGUCAUGUUGGCGUAAAAAGUGCGUUUAACCCCUUCGUGCCGGAUCGUCAUUCGGCAAGUCGGCUCCUAUAUACGGAUUCGAGCGCUUACCGGGCGGCUUCGCGCGGUCGGUUAAAAUACAGUAUCACACUACAACUAAUUAAAGUUAAUGGAAUAAUAACACUAAUUUUAGAAAUAAAACUAUUUUUAUUAAAUUUAUUAUUCUACAUAGUAUGUGAGUUAAAUUAAAUUUUAUCCAUAAAAUGUCAUUUUAAACAAAAAUUAUUAAAAAAGGUAAAUAAGAUAAUUCGGAUGGAAUUCCCCAGAUUAUUUUGUGCUUGAUAUCGCCCCAGUCUCCUAAUCUGGGAAAUUCCAUCCGAAUUAUAUUGCAAGGGAUAGUACGGUAAGUUGUGCAGAUUUCUGGAAGGAGUAGGAGAGGAAGACCAAAGAAGACCUGGGGGGAGGCGAUAAGGCAGGACAUGUUGGUAAAGGGGAUUAACAUUGAUAUGACCCAAGACAGAAUUGUGUGGAGAAAUGCAAUUAGGGAAGCCGACCCCGCAUAGGGAUAAGGCAAAGAGAAUGAUGAUGAGUACGGUAAGUUGUAAACAGCAGCACAGUAACUUCACCUCCCACACAAUCCCAUCAGUCAAACAUCCAAACAACCUUAUCACUUUAUCAUCAAUCAAAUUAACUAAAUCUAGUCUCCUUCUGGACAUCACCCACUUUUGGGCGUGGUUUCCCCACUUUUAUGUAGAUUUGAAUAAGGUAAUUCGGACGGAACAAAAAUAGAUACAUAUAUGAUUCAGAUGGUGGCCCGCCGUAUAUGGCGAACGAAAACUCAUGAUGCACCCGUGUGCAUCACCGUACUGAGCGGACACUCAAGCAUGAUGCACACGGGUGCAUCACCAUACCGAAGGGGUUAAAAGAGGUAGAAAUUCAAAAAAUCAGUUGCUAGAUAUGUAAGGGUGUAAACUAUUCAAUGGUCGCAGAUGUAGAACAUGUGCAAAAUAUGUGAUCUGGGCUUUUUACAUUUUUUACUCUGCUUUAUUCAAAACGCCAUUUGUUACGAAACAAAGAAGAAACCUGUGUUAAGAAGCAAUUUAGUUUUUCUAAAGUUUGAUCGUCUAGUGACAAUGUAUCUUCGCUAAUACUUUAGAGGUUGAACUUGUUAAAAAUAAACAAAAUUUAUGAUAUUAAUUUGCGUUAAAUAUAUCUAGAGACAUUUUAUGUUUACAAUAUAUUCUAUUUUUAUAUUGUGACUGUGUUCAUACGUUUUUUAGGUAAGAAUUUUAAAAUGUUUAUUUUUUGUUGAGAGAAGUUCGGAAGAUUCCAGUUUUACGUGGAUGUUGCAAUAUUCAAAAUAAAAUUGUUUGUCUCGGU
Molecule: messenger RNA, 7513 nt
Organism: Diabrotica virgifera virgifera (western corn rootworm)
Lineage: Eukaryota; Metazoa; Arthropoda; Insecta; Coleoptera; Chrysomelidae
Product: cyclin-G-associated kinase
Exons: 17
Coding region: 85-3639 (1184 amino acids)
Biological process (GO): positive regulation of Notch signaling pathway; protein phosphorylation; regulation of clathrin-dependent endocytosis
Cellular component (GO): cytoplasm
Molecular function (GO): ATP binding; AP-2 adaptor complex binding; protein serine/threonine kinase activity
Source: RefSeq, a predicted model, not a curated record